AUGAUAAUAUUAAAGCGAUUUAAAUCCCAAAUAACAAAAUACAACCUCAAAAGCCACAAAUUUGUGCCCUUUAACUGUUUACAACGCUCCAAAACAUCAGUAAAUGUUUGCCCUCUCGACAAAGUCGUUAUUUUAGAUGCUGGUUCACAAUAUGUUAAACUUAUAAAACGUAAGGUGGAGGAAUUAUGUAUAGCAAGUGAUAUUUUACCUUUAGAAACCUCCGCCUGCUCUAUAAUGGCGGGAAAUUAUAAAGCUAUUAUUAUAUCGGGAGGCCCUUACUCAGUUUAUGCCAAAAAUGCUCCUCGAUAUGAUUCUAAAAUAUUUCAACUUAAAAUACCGCUAUUGGGCAUUUGCUAUGGCAUGCAAAUGUUAAAUCAAGAAUUUGGAGGUUCCAUAAAAAAGAAAAGUGUGCGAGAAGAUGGUCAAUAUCACGUUGUUUUGGAUAUGAAGUGUAAAUUAUUUAAAAAUAUGUUUGAAAAACAAAUGGUACUUUUGACCCAUGGCGAUAGUGUGGAAAAAGUUGGUGAUAAUUUGAAGAUUUCUGCAAGAUCUGAGAAAAAUAUUAUAGCAGGCAUUUAUAAUGAUGACUUGCAAUUAUAUGUUCGGGUAUUGCGCAAUAAAGGUCGUUUAAUAGAACCUUUAAGUCAUCUCAACAAAGAUGAAGUAAGAAAAUUGGCUAAAGAUUUAAAAGUACCAAAUGAUAUAAGAGAAAAACCGCCCUUUCCCGGUUGUGGUCUAGCCAUACGUAUAAUAUGUGCUCAAGAACCUUUUAAGGGAAAAGAUUUUUGUGAAACCCAAGAAAUGGUCUCCUAUAUAGUCGAUUAUAGACAACAUUUACCAAAGAAUGACAAAAUAAUAAAUUAUCUUAAAAAUAAUUUAACAAAAACUGAACAAAAUGAACUUUUAAGAAUAACCUCCCAGAAUCAACUACAGGCCUCUUUAUUACCUAUACGUUCGGUGGGUGUACAGGGUGAUGGUCGCAGCUAUAAGUAUGUAUUGGGUAUCUCUUGCUAUCAAGAACCCAAUUGGUGUGAUUUAUUUUAUUUAGCCCGAUUAAUACCCACAAUUUUACAUAACAUUAAUCGGGUGUGCUAUAUCUUUGGAGAAGCCAAUUCCCAUUUAAACUUAGAUAUCACUCCAACUACACUCAAUAAAGAAAAUAUUCAGCUACUAAGAGAGGCCGAUAAAUUAGCGAAUGAUUUGUUAAAAUGUGAAAAACUUUACCACAAAAUAACACAAAUGCCUGUUAUACUAAUUCCCCUGGAUUUUGAUAGUGACCCUAACAGCGACAAUAAACCCUCCCACAAACGUUCGAUUGUUUUAAGACUUUUAUUACCACAGAUUUUAUGUGUGGCUGGGCGGUUAACCAGGUUCAGAGCAAUUGCCUUUGAGGGUAAUAAAUCGUAUGCAAAACAAAUUUCUGAAUUAUCCGGUAUUUCUAGAGUACAAUAUGAUUUAACUAACAAACCGCCAGCAACCAUUGAAUGGGAGUGA
Molecule: messenger RNA, 1494 nt
Organism: Lucilia sericata (common green bottle fly)
Lineage: Eukaryota; Metazoa; Arthropoda; Insecta; Diptera; Calliphoridae
Product: GMP synthase [glutamine-hydrolyzing]-like
Exons: 2
Coding region: 1-1494 (497 amino acids)
Biological process (GO): GMP biosynthetic process
Cellular component (GO): cytosol
Molecular function (GO): ATP binding; GMP synthase (glutamine-hydrolyzing) activity; GMP synthase activity
Source: RefSeq, a predicted model, not a curated record